CUGUUUAAAUCUAAACAGCAAAGGCCUCAAUCUUUUUUAACAUUUCAUUUGUGUUUCCUAUUGCCUUUUUAUGGUGCUCUGAUCCUUGUUGUUUGUUGCUUCUAAAGGACCUGUUCAUGUACAUUUGGCUUCAAUGGAAGAUGAGGGAAUUCACAGCAUUUUUGAGGAGGGCCUCACCACUUUGCAGGAUUGAGUCCUAACAGUGCAUUAUUCCCAGGCCCCAGGGCAGAAAUUAGUGAGCAGGGCUGUCAUUUUGGAACAGCUUCAUUGAGGGUGACUUUGAAAAUGACCAGUAUGGUUUUCAGUAUUUCACCGAAACCUACAGAGCAAUUCUCCUUUGUGAGAGAUACAGCAUAUGGUCUGUUUAAAGUAAAGAUGUCUUCAAAUUCAUCUACAUUUUUGAACCAAGAAAGCCAUCAAAAAUUAAAAAGAAAUGUUGAAUGUUUGAAAAAUUCACAACAACAGACUACUUCAUCACUUCAAGAUAAUCCACUUCAAAAUUUACAGUUAGCAUCCUGGGAAGUUCUUGAAAAGGCCCAAAAGAGUGGGAGAUCAAAAUGCCCAAGAUGUGGUAGUUCAAGGAUGUUUUAUUGUUAUUCAUGUUAUGUUCCAGUUGAAACUGUACCUAGCAAAGAAAUUCCAAUUGUGAAGCUUCCUUUGAAGAUUGACAUAAUUAAACACCCAAAUGAAACUGAUGGCAAAAGCACUGCUGUACAUGCUAAACUCCUAGCACCUGAAGAUGUUACCAUUUAUACAUAUCCUUGCAUUCCGGAAUAUGAAGAAAAAAGACAUGAAAUUGCACUUAUCUUUCCUGGUCCUAACUCAACUUCGGUAAAAGAUAUUAUUCCCCAUCUGCAAAAAAAUGUUCAGAAAAAUGUUAGUUGUGGCAAUGAUGAUGAUUCUUCAGCAGAGCCAUUUCUCAAGAAAGCAAAAAUAGAAACAAAAGAAGAUAGAAACCUAAGUGAAUACAAAUCAAACAGCAGGAGUGAAGACACUGUACUGAAGAAAGUAAUAUUUAUUGACAGUACUUGGAAUCAAACCAAUAAAAUAAUCACUGAUGAGCGACUCCAAGGGUUACUACAAAUUGAGUUGAAAACAAGGAAAACUUGCUUUUGGCGUCAUCAGAAAGGAAAGCCAGAUACAUAUCUUUCUACAAUUGAAGCCAUUUAUUAUUUUCUUGUGGAUUAUCACCAGGAGGUUUUAAAAGAGAGCUCCAAAGGACAAUAUGACAACCUGCUUUUUUUCUUUUCAUUUAUGUACACGUUGAUAAAAAACGCCAAGAAUUCUGCAGGAAAAGAAUAAGCCAAGCCAUCUGUUUGUCUGGGAACAGCACCAUGUUUGUCUUUCUUUAAUUAUGAUAAAGUGUAGUAAUACAAUUUUUUGUCUGAAUGACAUUUGAGUUCAAUAAUAAAACACAGUGUAUUACACUCUGGAGUUGUCUGUAAUGCUGCUCCAAAUGCAAGAGCAGGAUCUGGUUGUGUACACACUUGAUGCGUAAUUUUAAUCACUAUUUAUUUCAGUGACAUUAUGCAUGUCCCUAAGGGUUGGCCAGUUAGGGCCUACUUUGUGAGUCUGACCCUGCAGUACGCACCUUGGGUAAAACACAAUGUGUCUGAGGCAAGGAAUGGAGGAUUAAGACCUCAGAUUGGAAAUAGUAAGAUCUCAGGAUUUUAAAGAGGAGUUAAUAUGUCAACAUGGAAUCUCUUUUCUAAAACAUACAAUGUAGUUCAGGUGAUUAUACUGUGUAGGAAUGUGCUCUAACCAAUCAUGCUGUUAUUACAAUUGCUUACUGAAAUGAUUAGGACAAUAUUUCAUCGGGGG
Molecule: messenger RNA, 1821 nt
Organism: Dermochelys coriacea (leatherback sea turtle)
Lineage: Eukaryota; Metazoa; Chordata; Testudines; Dermochelyidae
Gene: DTWD1
Product: DTW domain containing 1
Exons: 5
Coding region: 286-1302 (338 amino acids)
Biological process (GO): tRNA modification
Cellular component (GO): nucleus
Molecular function (GO): tRNA-uridine aminocarboxypropyltransferase activity
Source: RefSeq, a predicted model, not a curated record